Chrysoperla carnea is the source of this 4907-nucleotide messenger RNA. It is a transcript of the gene Bsg25D, whose product is annotated as ninein-like protein. Lineage: Eukaryota; Metazoa; Arthropoda; Insecta; Neuroptera; Chrysopidae. The coding region runs from base 129 to 3728 and encodes 1199 amino acids. Gene Ontology annotation, molecular function: calcium ion binding. Gene Ontology annotation, cellular component: centrosome. Gene Ontology annotation, biological process: microtubule anchoring at centrosome. The record is from RefSeq and is a predicted model, not a curated record. The transcript has 4 exons.
GCAAAUUCAGUUCGAGUUCAAUUAUUUUCAAUCAAAAUAAUUAAAAAAAUUUAGUUUAAUUAAAAAAAGCUUCAUGUUUUAAAUAAAGUUUGUUGAAAAGUAUUGUACACCAACUAGAAUGCCAAAUAAUGGAUCCGACGACAUUCGAUCCAUAUGAACAACAGUUAUACGUUGUAUUUAACAACUACGACAUCAAUCAAACGGGAACAAUCGAUCGAGAUGGAUUAUCACAAUUAUGUUGUACACUACAAUUAGAAGAACGUGGCUCAGACUUAAUACACUGCCUUCUAAAUUCUAGGAACAAGAAAAAUGUAACUUUCUAUGAAUUUAAAGAAGCGUUACUCUCAAUUUUAGGCGAUGGCCAAAUCACUGACUCUGAUACACCAAAAGAUUUAAGUAACAAAUCGAUAAGUGAUGACGAUGAAUCACCGGAUCGUGAAGUUUCACCAAAAUAUAUUUACGGAGCCAAGAAAUAUGGUAGAAGAUCAAGACCACGUAUCGAAAAUGAAUUGGAUGACACGAAAAAUGAAUCAAAAUCUGAUAUCAAAGUAAAUAAAAUCCAACGAUCAAGUUCCCAUAGUGAUGUACACCCGUUGAAAAAACGUAAAGGAAACACUCAACUAAAGCGAUGUACAAGCUUUCCAGACAGUGGAACUUAUUCUAAUAACUGGCAACAGAAUGAUGAAGUAUGUAUAUUCUCCCCCAUCACUGGCUCCCCUUCGGAACAACGGGAAAUUGAUCGUGAAAUGGCCCGUGAAUUAUGGAAACGUUUGAAUGUUGGUAGAAAUGGUAAAUUAACAAUGGGGGAAUUAAAAACGGUUAUUGAUUAUAUUGGAACUGAUAAAAUCUCCGAUUCAAUAAUCAAUAAAUUACAUUCCAAAAUUAAUCAAAGUGAUGAUAAAUAUCUGAGUUUUAAUUCAUUUUUGGAGUUGUUUCGUGCAAGUGAUAUGGCAUGCAGGACAGAGACAAAUAAUGAUCGUAUGAUUAUUGAACCAGAUUUUCAAAAACAUAACUUCGCACAGUUUAUUACGCUAGGACCAGAUGGCUCUGGUGUUAUAAAUUCUGAUGUGAUUGUUGAUAUAUGGGAGAACGCUGGUAUCACUUCAGCUCAUAAUUUAUUGUGUGACUUAGGCUUUACUAAAAAUCAAAUUAAUAUCGCUGAUUUAGCAAUGGUUAUUGAUGACGAGUUACGUAACAUAAAUGGUAGCGUAAAUGAAUCGAUUAUAUUUCCAAAUAAUCCACACAUAUCGUUGUUACAAGCUUCACUUGCGUUAUAUCAAUCUGAAGUUCGGUGUUUAAAAUCUGCAAUGGAACAUUUAAAUGCGGAACGGGAUAAAUUAAAAAGUGAUAUAAAUGAUGCGAACCAACGUGCGAGUUUAUUGGCUCAAGAAGUGGAUGAUAACCAUGCUAAAAUGGAGAAGGCAACCAAGGAACAAGUUCGACAUUUGGAACAACGUCAUGCAGAUAUAGUUAAAGAUUUAACGGAGCAAUUAACUGGAGAACGUGAGCAAGCUACAUUGUUGAGUCAUAAAUUAGAGAAACGUGUGGCUAGCUUAGAAGCGGAAGAAAUGCGAUUAAAAAUGGAAUUAUCAACAGUCCAAGAAGAUGUUUCGAUACUAGAAAAAGAAAAUCAGAGUCUGUUGGAACAAGUUUCCGAACUUGAACAAUCAAAUUCACAAUUAUUAUUAAGUGUUACGACGCUAGAAGGUGAAAAACAAAAGAUUUGUGAUAUGGAAGGAAAUCGUGAACGAGAACAAAUGUUAUCCUAUCUAGAAAAAAUAUCAAAUCUACAAUUUGAAAAUACCGCUCUUAAAGAUAAAAAUGAUGAAUUAUGCAUUGAGUUGGAAUCGAUUAACUCACAAUUAUCGGCUUUACGGUUGAAAAAAGCAAAUCCUCCAAAUUCACUUGAAUUGGAGAAUUCUUUGGCAGUUGGCAAUUCAUCAGGGAAUGCAAUUAAACGUCGUGGUGAAAUUUCAUGUCACAAUACGUCAACGGAAACAAAUAAUUAUGAAGAGGAGAGUCCACGAAUUAGUAAACUUCGUAAAUGUCAUAAAAAUGAGACUGGUUUGGAUGUGGAUUAUGAUUAUGCGGAUUCGUCGAUUUCGAUAACGAGUAGUGAUGGAGGCUUUGAAGAUGAUGUGUCACGUUUACAAGCACGUGUUGCAUAUCUUGAAAAUUUGUUAGCUAAUUACGGGCAUGACGUUUCAUCUGAUCCGAUGCUUACGAAAUUGGUAAAAGAUAGUGAAAAUCCUACAGAGAAACAAAAAAUCGAUUCAUUAAAAGAUCGGUGUAAACAAUUAGAAAUCGUUUUACAUGAUAUAAAAAUGGGAUUACAAACUGCAAUAUCCGAGGAAAAUUGCAAUGAAAAAUGUGACAUUAAAGAUUGUGUUACCGAAAUUCAACAGAAAUUAAUAGAAAAUGUUGAAUUUAUCAAAAAAUUGUCACAAGAGAAUGAUGUUGAAAGAACGUCAUCUUCAACACCUCCCGUCUCAGCCACAUCCGAUGGAAUGGAACGAUUAUUAGCUGAAAAUAAAGCACUUGAACAACGCUGUUCAGAUUUAGAAGUAAGCUUAGAUUUAUUACGAAACGAAUACGAACGUUGCGAAGAUUAUUGGGCAAAUAAAUUAGAUGAAGAACGACAAUUAUUCGAUCAAGAACAAAAACAAUCGAAUCUUAAUUUCCAAGAGUUACUUAAUAAAAUGAGCGAAUUUGAAGAACAAUUAUCCACACAGGAUAAUAAAUUACCAGUGAUUGAAGAAAAUACACUCGAACGACAAUUUACUGAGCUUGAAGAAGAAUUUGAUUCAUAUCGAGAAACUGCUGAAAAACAAUUAACGGAACAACAAAUGGAGAUUGAACAAUUAAAAUUAAUUGUCAGUAAAUUAGAAAUGAAAAAAGAAACAAUGGACGCUGAAACUCAAAGUUGUGUUGAAGUUGUUGAAAAAGAUGUAAAUACAGAUCCGGAAACUAUGUCGAAUACAUUUACAUGGACGAAAUUACCCAGUUACUCACAAUCAAAUUCUCUGGAGACAAAUCCAAAUGAUAAUGUAUUUACAGCCGGAACGAAUAGUCCACCACAAGCACACGUCCAUCGAACACGUAAACACAGUGCAAAUUCAUCUGAUAAAGCAUAUCGUAAAGAUGAAAUAAAACGAUUACGUAAUAUUAAAGUACAGUUAGAUGAGGAAUGUUUAAAUCUGCAUAAACAAAAGGAGAGUUUAAUGAAAGAAGUUGUUGAAUUACAAAAUAAAGCCAAAGAAAUUGACGAACCAGUUAUUACAUUUAAAUGGAAAGGUAUGCGUGGUUUUACAAAUUUAAAUAGUAAAAUCAAUAAUUGUGGUACAAAUAUACAUAAGCAAAUAUGUCGUGUAAGUAUUGGAAAUUUACAAGAGUUAAAUGGGUUGUUGCAUCAACUUGACCAGAAAUGUAGACAUUUACAACAAGUAUUACGGCGACAACAACAGCAAGCGGAGAGUAUGUUACAUCAAUCAUGGGUUCAACACAAAGGCGAAAUUACAGAUCUACAAUAUCUAUUAAAAACGACACAAGAGAAAUUAGAACGACAAUCACAUAUAGCAAACGAUCAAAGUGAACAAUUAGCACGAACAGAUAUGCUUGUAAAAGAUUUGUAUAUAGAAAACUCUUAUUUACUUGCAACUGUACAACGCUUGGAACAUCAUUGCCUUGUGCUAUCACAAUGCAACAUGAACAAUAGUAGUUCAGUUUAAAAAAAAGACAUUCUUCAUUAUUUUCAACAUCUUAUUUAUUAAAAGUCACAUAUAUGUCCUAUUUCUUUAAUAUUUAGCUAGUCAACACAACAUUGAAAACUCAUCAUAAAUUUCUUAGAAAUUAUUGAGAAAUUACUAUUGACUUAAAUAAUUAUAAAUUUUUUUUGUGUGACUUUGAAUUUAUUUAGACUAUCAAGUGAAAUUUCUUUAGUAAGAGUAAGCUAGGUUACGAAACCGAAAAAUUUAAAUUAGAAUUUCGUUUACCAUGACAUAGAAUAUUGGAUUGUAGAUGCCAAUUUUCAGUACUGAUAUUAUUUUAAGUUUAGUUGGGUAACGUUCUUGAAACAUUAAUUAUUUUGAGAAUUCAAUAAAAUUAGACUUAAGUAAGAUUUUGAAUGCACUUAAAUAGGUUAUUUUUUACAGUCUUAUCACUCAUACUUUAAUAUUUUGUACGAAGUUAACAGAAUUGUCGCCAAGAUUGGAAACGACAAUGCGAAAUUCAUCUUCAUUAGAUUAUACUAAUUCAACUGUGUGUAAUUAUUCACAGUUGGCUACAUUGACACUACACACUUACGUAAGUCUUUUUUCCAAAGACUUUUUAAUCUAUUUCUAAAUGGGCUCAUUUGACUGGAAAUGAAUAUUAAUGCGUGGCAAUUUUCGUUUCGGAAACAAAUAAUUCAAAGAAGUUUGUGUCACAUUUUCUCCAUAUAUUUCUUAAAACUGCUGCUCUGUAUGACCUACCGUUGCCCAAAUGCGCUAUUUGUAGCUCACUUCAGCAGUUUCUAGCAUAUUUUCUCCAGCAGUCUCCAAUACGACCAAAUAGUACUGUUUAUUGACGGUCUGUUCAUCUGGAACAUAUUCAUAGGCGACAAAAUCACGAAUAUCAAAGAAAACAAUCAGUAACACCUUUAAUUUUAUGGGACUCUGCUUGUACUUCUGAAAAAUUGAAGGGGAUAAAGUUUUACAUUAUUUUCCACUCAUAUCGAUGAGUUCAUGGCAGCCUCUAUCCGAGAAAGUAAAAGAUUAAGAGUUGGAUUACCGGCAUUUAUGUUAUUUUUUCGCUUUUUGUUUUUAAAAGUAAAAAAUAAUCUUUUUAUGGCAUAUAUUAUUAAAACUAAAGAACUUUCACUUUUAUUAUAAUAUUUCUAGAUUAGAAAAACCACCAUUUAUUUUCAGUCU